AUGGCACUGAAGCCCUGGCUCACGUGCACUUGCAUCCUACUUGUUGUGGCUUGCGCUGUGGCUCUUGUGUGUCUCUGCGUCGCCACGUUUGCCGGCGGCCGCUGUUCCAGCCGCAGCUUCAGGCGCGCGGCCGUGGCUGCGGACUCCAAACUCUGCUCCGAGAUUGGCAAGAACAUGCUUGAGCAGGGAGGCUCGGCAGUAGAUGGCGCCAUCGCUUCUCUUCUGUGCACAUCUGUGGUGAACCCUCAGAGCAUGGGAAUCGGAGGAGGCUCCAUAGUGCUUGUAAAAAAUAAAACAGGCGGCGCUACAGUCUACAACUUCAGAGAGACCGUCCCACAAGCAUUCAAGACCAACCUACUAGACGACUGUCCCACUACAUUCAGAAUGUCCACAGGCAGUCAGUGGAUUGGUGUUCCUGGAGAGCUGCGGGGCUACGAGGUCCUUCACCAACGGUACGGAAAGCUGCCUUGGGCCAAGCUGUUCGAGCCAACGGUCAAACUGGCCAGGGAGGGCAUCCCCUUGCCGCCAUUUCUGGCUUAUUUAUUCAGCUCGCCCAUUGUGAAAAAUCAUGUGGAGAACUCAUCUUUAUGUGAAGUUUUUUGCAACAAGAACAAAACCAUCCUGAGGAAAGGGGACACUUUGAGGAUGCCUAAGUUUGCAGAAACCUUGGAAACCAUUGCAACUCAAGGGGUAGAUGCCUUUUACAGUGGCAAGAUAGGACACAACUUAAUCCAAGACGUAAAGGCUGCAGGUGGGACUUUGGAAAUGGAGGAUCUGAAGUCCUUUCAGGUGCAGGAGGACAGUGCGUGGACAGUUUCCCUGGGGGAUACUCAGAUGCACAUCCCUCCACCUCCUUCUGGAGGGGCGCUGCUCGUUUUCAUUCUCCAAAUCAUGAAAGGUUUGAUUUCUUCUGUAAUGAUUAUAAAUUUGAUUUAUGGAUGAAUGAUUAAAAACAUGGGGCAGCACGGUGGCGCAACUGGUAGAGCUGCUGCCUCUCAGCGAGGUGCUGAUCGUUUAAUUGAUCCCUCAUUUACUGAUCACAUCAGAAAGAUGAUUACUUCAAACCGUACUCACGACAACUCUUACUACAAUAACAUCAAGCCUCCUCCUGACCACCUGGGGACAACUCAUGUCUCCGUCCUGGAUGAGGACGGAUUGGCUGUCUCUGCCACCAGCACCAUAAACCAAAUAUUCGGAGGAGGUGUUUACUCUCCACAGACGGGCAUCGUCCUGAACAACGAGCUCGCUGAUUUUUGCUGGCGAGCAAACACGCUGAGGGCAGGUGAGCGGCCUCCCUCCUCAAUGACUCCGGUGAUACUGGAGUCAAAAUCUGGAAGGAUAAUUGUGAUUGGUGGAUCAGGAGGAAGCAUGAUUACCACAGCAAUGGCUUUGUCCCUAAUAAACCGUCUCUGGCUCGGGAUGAGCUUGAAAGAUUCAAUUGCCGCUCCUGUUGUUUUUGUCGAUUCACAGAACAAUCUGAACUUUGAACAAGGAUUUGAUGAGUCAGUGAUACAAGGCCUUAGAGCUCUUGGACACAAAGUUGGAAACUGGGAAUUCUUUUUUAAUGUUGUCAACGGCUUGGAACAAGAGAAUGGCUGCAUAGAGGCUGUGUCAGACAGCAGGAAGAUGGGAAUGCCUGCUGGAUACUAACUGUGAGGAAGGGUAACCUUUCACAAACCUCUUUUUAUAGACUGACUGAAAUGACCUUAGGAACAAUGAAUGUUCUGCAACUCUGUCAACAAAAUGUGAAAAAAUUGUGCUCUGGGUGUUUUUAU
Nematolebias whitei (Rio pearlfish) is the source of this 1775-nucleotide messenger RNA. RefSeq names its product gamma-glutamyltransferase 5b (gene ggt5b). The record is from RefSeq and is a predicted model, not a curated record. Gene Ontology annotation, molecular function: glutathione gamma-glutamate hydrolase; leukotriene-C(4) hydrolase activity. The transcript has 11 exons. NCBI's taxonomy places the organism in Eukaryota, Metazoa, Chordata, Actinopteri, Cyprinodontiformes, Rivulidae. Gene Ontology annotation, cellular component: plasma membrane. Gene Ontology annotation, biological process: glutathione catabolic process; inflammatory response; leukotriene D4 biosynthetic process.